CACCGGACAGUGGAACAUCCUUCCCUUUUCUGUGCAGGGGACAGACCUGAUACAGUGUGCCCAUUCCCACUCUCGUGCUGCAUCGCAAGGGACAAGGUAUUAACUAUCCUCUCCUGGAGCAACAAACACCCAUCUCAGGCUCUCCCUCAUGCACCGCUGCCAAGUAGGGUGCUUAUAAAACCAGGCAACUGCACCCAACACCUGCGUUUGGCUGAUAAACAACCCCUGCCUGCAUGAUGGCAUGUCCAGGGACACAUUUUCAUUAUAAGCCCAGACAGCGCUGAGUGCAGACACGCUGCAAAUGUUUGCAUUUACACACAUACAAGUAUACACCCACACAGCAUUUAAGCACAGGAUGCAAUGUCCUCUCUCCAUUCCUGGGGCACAUCACCACCUACGGCUGAAGGGGUGGAGUAAGGGCUCUGCAGCUGCAGCAUUGUGCCGGGUGAUGGGAAAUUCCAAGAGCGGAUCCUGAGGGCUUUUGGAGCUUCUGAACCAACACAGCUUCUUCCUGUGCUUUUACAUAAGGUGGCACAUUCAACACCAACUUGAAGGGCUUCACCUGGGUGACUCUACAGGAUGCUGCCGGAUCCUGCCCAUUAGCAAAGCAGGUGUCAGAAAGCAAAUGCACAGCCACAAAAAAUGCCUUCAUGCUCCCCCUCAAAACCAGACAGAAGUGAAGAAGUUUAAAAGCACGUUCCCAUCCUGUGCCAAGCCUGCUGUAAAGGCCCCUGUGCUUCUGAGCUAGCAUUUCAGGGGUUUGAAACAAACAGAAAAACACCCUUACCCCAAAAAACAGCCAAUGCAGCAUGAAAGAGGGGGGGAAAGCAAAAAGUAAAAAUCCCACAGAAUCAACAGGACUGCGCUCACCUCAGGGUUGGUUUGCUUCUGCAGUUUUCUGCAAGUUUAAUAUUAAAUGGCACACAGCAAUGAAAAACUAGACAAGCUCUGUAUUCCCUGCACCUAGCUGUGUGCAGCAGAGAAUUCAUGUCCUGGGGAGGUCUGUGAAGUGCUCUCCCUGGAAGGUUUCUGUGGUGGGAGUGAGGUUUCUAUAGCUGCCCACUGUCAACACUUUUUAAUCGAUCGCCAUUAUCCUGCAAUAACAAUUCCUGCAGGAACUAGUCAGUCGAGGACUCUGUUAUUACAUUAAGAUUCUGCUUCAAGGACUGAAGCUGCUCGAGGCUCAGGCUGGCAGGUAGAAAGCAGCGCUGGCUCAGGGGGACGCAGGGGAGAAGAGACACACAGGGCAUUUUCCCAGGUGUAACUCAACUGGGUCCCGCUAUUGUUUUCCUCCCUGGGAAUCUGUGCAAAUUGAGCAGGAGCCGUGCAAGCUGCUCCGAGCGCGCCCAUUUUGCUUCUCUUCUUCCUUAACAAAAGAUCCCUACAAAGCAAGGCUUUGGAGGCCGGACAUCUGUCGCCGUUUGGGGGGGCCGCCGCGGCCAUUGAAAAGAAGCAGUGACCUGUCAGUUUUGAUUGAUGGCCACAAACCUCUGGGCUCGACCCCUCGUGUGGGAAAAGAAGUCCCGCCAAGGCGAGCUCCCUUUCACAUGCUAAUUCUGGGUUAUAAAUACGGCAGAGGAGCAGAGGAGAGGCAAAGCACCCGCCGGGACUGGCAGCGACCCGCUGCCCAAGUGCCACCCGCGCCCGUCCUGGCAGCGCGCUGGGCGGACAGGCUGGCUUGCAAUGACGGCCGCAGCCAUGGCCGGCGGCGCGCACAGGCUGUCCAGCACCAAGGAGGAGAGGAAGUUAAGGAAACCUCUAAUUGAGCGAAAGCGCAGGGAAAGGAUUAACAACUGCUUGGACCAGCUGAAGGAGACCGUGGUUGGCGCAUUUCACUUGGAUCAGUCUAAACUGGAAAAAGCAGACAUCCUGGAAAUGACGGUGAAACACCUCCAGAACAUCCAGAACAGCAAGCUGAUGGCUGACUCCAAAGUGGGCCUUGAAGCUCAGCAGAGGUACAGCACGGGAUACAUUCAGUGCAUGCACGAGGUCCACAACCUGCUCCUCACCUGUGAGUGGAUGGACAAGACGCUCGGGGCACGCCUGCUAAACCACCUGCUGAAAUCCCUACCCAGGUCUGGUGAAGACACCUGCAAAGCAGCAUUAAGUUCUUCGAGCCCACCUCAGCAUCCUCUCCUGACUCCAAAAACCCCACUGAGUCCUAAAGGGAACACUCCCGGCACAAAUCCAUCUCAGGAGCACUUCUACCCAGUGGAACACAAACCGGCUUUGAAAAAUGCAUUCCAGCCACCCUCGCUGUCAGGUUUCAGCCAGGUCGAUGCUGUGCCUCCCAGACAGGUCUUGCAGCCCAAUUUUUCCCAUAAUAACCCUAGUAUGGGGUCAUUAGAUAUGUGGAGACCAUGGUAAAAUGUGUUUUCAAACGUUUAUCCUAACC
This is a messenger RNA of Numida meleagris (helmeted guineafowl), 2395 nucleotides long. RefSeq names its product transcription cofactor HES-6-like. Lineage: Eukaryota; Metazoa; Chordata; Aves; Galliformes; Numididae. Gene Ontology annotation, biological process: regulation of neurogenesis; regulation of transcription by RNA polymerase II; anterior/posterior pattern specification. The coding region runs from base 1684 to 2367 and encodes 227 amino acids. Gene Ontology annotation, cellular component: nucleus. The transcript has 4 exons. The record is from RefSeq and is a predicted model, not a curated record. Gene Ontology annotation, molecular function: protein dimerization activity; DNA-binding transcription factor activity, RNA polymerase II-specific; RNA polymerase II cis-regulatory region sequence-specific DNA binding.